AAGGGCCUUAUUCCAUGUCCCCCUUUUAGACUCUAAGGGACGCUGUUGGUCAGUAAAUAUUUUCUGUUGUAUUGUCAUUUAGUCCAUCAACCGACGGACUAUACAGUGAAGAAGGCUCUCUUUUUUGUGGAGGUUUAUUGCACGGAAGAGAGAACAUGGUCUCGCAGACUUGCAUGUAAAGAUUGAAUACCUGUUUAGUUGUAAACAGCAAACGGAUACAUCAGAACCAGUUUUACCCUCAUAUUAACUGACGGUUUCUUUGUUGCCAUGAUGGCAACUCGAGUAUAUCUCACCUACGUAUGCGCAAUGUGGCCUUUUUUUAAUGGAUUUCGACGGCAAAUCGGAUUGCUGAUGUUUCUGCUUCAUGUUGUUAACAUGGUAGGUGGCCAGAUUCGUUAUUCUAUACCAGAGGAGAUGAAGAAAGGCUCUGCUAUCGGUAAUGUACCACAGGACCUUGGUUUGGAUCUGAAAAGGCUCCGUUCUGGGCGGGCCCGUAUCGUGACCGGAGAAAACAUUCACUACACCGAGCUGAAGACAGACAAAGGGAUUCUAGUCGUGAAUGAGAGAAUAGACCGGGAGCAGCUUUGUGGUGACGUGACGCCUUGUAGCUUCAGCUUUGAAUUGAUUUUAGAAAACCCGAUGGAACUUCACAGAAUAACGGUUGAGGUUUUGGAUAUAAAUGAUCAUGCUCCCGUCUUCCCAAAUAAAGACACAGCUAUUGGGUUUGAAAUCAGUGAAUCUGCUGCAAUUGGAGUGCAGUUUCCACUGCAGAGUGCAGAGGAUCUGGAUGUGGGGCAAAACGCGUUGCAAGAUUAUAUGUUAUCACCAAAUGACAAUUUCAUUUUAAAGCAACAUGCAAAUCCAGAUGGAGGUAAAUAUGUUGAAAUGGUUCUCCAGAAGCCUUUAGACAGAGAGAAACAUCCCCAUAUGUCCUUAAAACUAAUCGCAGUUGAUGGAGGAACACCACAGCGAUCUGGUACAGUAAAUAUAGAUAUCACUGUGUUAGAUGCCAAUGAUAAUAUUCCCGUUUUUAACCAAUCCGUGUAUAAAGCAGCUGUGAUGGAAAACACAACGACAGGCACAAGCAUCAUUACAGUAAAUGCUACAGACGCCGACAGCGGUUCAAAUGGACUCAUUACUUACAGUUUGUCUAACACGAAAGGAAGUGCAGGAAAUAUAUUCACUAUUGAUAAAAACACCGGCACAGUUUCUGUGUCUGGUCAUAUAGAUUAUGAAAAAGACAGAAAAUAUGAGGUGAGAGUCGAGGCAAAGGAUCAGGGUGGCUUAAUCGGAACAAGUAAAGUUAUAGUUGAUGUUUUUGAUGUAAAUGACAAUCCACCAGUUAUAAAUAUUAUGUCAUUUUCUAGUCCCGUGUCUGAGAAUGCACCUACUGGUACAACAAUUGCCAUAUUGAACAUAAAAGAUACAGAUUCUGACAAUAACGGGAAAAUAAAAUGUUUCAUAGAUGGCCAACUUCCCUUUAAGAUCGAGUCAUCUCUAACAAACUAUUACAAUUUGAUCUCAGAUCAACAUUUUGAUAGGGAAUCCGUCUCAGAAUACAAUAUAACAAUAACAGCCACUGAUUUAGGGUCUCCACCUCUUUCUAGCUCAACAAAAUUACAUCUUAAAAUAUCUGACAUAAACGAGAACGCACCAUUAUUUGAUAAAAACAGCUAUACUGCUUACAUCACAGAGAAUAAUUCCCCUGGAAUUUCGAUAUUUGCUGUCAGCGCGCGGGACUCUGAUUGGAAUCAAAACGCCAGAAUCUCGUAUCUUUUAGAGGAUGCCCAAGUCAGUGGUAGUCCAGUUUCUACUUAUGUUUCCUUAAACUCUGAAACUGGAGUUCUUAGCGCUGUUCGUUCUUUUGAUCAUGAGCUAAUUAAACAGCUUCAGAUAGUAGUCAAAGCGCAGGAUGGAGGCUCUCCUCCACUCAGUAGCAAUGUGACUUCUCGCAUCCUGUACCACUCCAAUCUCCCUGUGAUUCCAUAUUAUCCACCACGUUACUCAGACACUUUGGGGAAAGGGACUCUCCAACACGUGUACAAUUACGAGGUGUGCAGGACGACUGACUCCAGAAAGAUUGACUGUAAGUUCGCCAGAGCUGGUAGUCAGAACGUGCUGAUAAUGGACCCCAGUUCUACAGGGACGAUGCAGCGGAUACAGAGUGAAAAGAGCAUCCUCGAUGAACCAGACUCUCCUCUAGAGGUCAGUUUUGGUACUCUUGCUUUGCCUCUGUGUCUUUUUCUGUCUCUCUUUUCCUCAUCUUUUCUUUCCCAUUCAUAACGAACGGUUGAACAA
Etheostoma cragini (Arkansas darter) is the source of this 2298-nucleotide messenger RNA. Its product is annotated as protocadherin gamma-A11-like. The record is from RefSeq and is a predicted model, not a curated record. Bases 268 to 2283 code for a protein of 671 amino acids. The transcript is spliced from 2 exons. Gene Ontology annotation, cellular component: plasma membrane. Gene Ontology annotation, biological process: homophilic cell-cell adhesion. Gene Ontology annotation, molecular function: calcium ion binding. Lineage: Eukaryota; Metazoa; Chordata; Actinopteri; Perciformes; Percidae.